CAGUAGCUGGAUUUGUCUCAUAACUGUCUCGCUCUUACUGGUUGAUUUAUAAAGAAGAAAAAGGAAGGAUGAUGAGCUAGUUCAUCAUAUAUGUUUCACAAUGGUUUUUCUUUGUUGCAAAUCUAAUAGCAGAAGUGGGCUCUAUGGUUAGACAGAUCACAUGUAUAAAUGUCUCAACUACACCUAAACUUAUGACUUGGAAGACAAAGCCAUGUGAACUUUCAAAUGCUUAUGUCUCUUGCAAAUUUGUCAAACCUUCCCAAAUGUCUUCAGAACCACUUAUUCAGAAGCCUUAGAUAUGUGUGCAUUCAUCUAUAUAAGGGUGCAUAACCGCACAGCUAAAUCAUCAAGUCCUCACAUUCUCUACUACAAAAUAUUUUUGUGAACUCUAAUACUUCGUAUAAAGAAAAAUACAAAGGAAGAUCAACAUGGCAUUUGGAUUGUCUGGUUUUGUUCAGGGUAAGAAGACUUUCCGAAGAUCACUUUCAGGCAAUAGGGAAGCAAUUUUGAAGUCUUCAACCAUUCCAAAAGGAUACUUUGCUGUUUAUGUUGGAGAAGAUCAGAAGAAGCGCUAUGUAGUACCUCUUUCGUACCUAAAUGAGCCUGCUUUUCAAGACUUGCUUAGCAUGGCAGAAGAAGAAUUCGGAUAUGAGCAUCCGAUGGGUGGACUCACAAUUCCAUGCAGAGAAGACAUCUUCAUUGAUAUCACCUCACAGUUGAAUUGACUGUAAUUUGUAGCACUGACAUAGAUUCACAGAUACUCAAUUUUGUAGAUCAUAUACUUUUACCCUUUUUCUUUGAAAAAGGGAUAAUAUUUUUGACUAGUUAACAAACUAGUGAAUAGAAAUUGCUCAUUUGAUUAACAUUUGUUCCCUUUUCUGUUGAAUUCCAUUUUUCUUUCUGCUAU
This is a messenger RNA of Humulus lupulus (European hop), 907 nucleotides long. RefSeq names its product auxin-responsive protein SAUR21-like. Bases 429 to 725 code for a protein of 98 amino acids. NCBI's taxonomy places the organism in Eukaryota, Viridiplantae, Streptophyta, Magnoliopsida, Rosales, Cannabaceae. Gene Ontology annotation, biological process: response to auxin. The record is from RefSeq and is a predicted model, not a curated record. The transcript has a single exon.